GUUUCGCCCUCAGAUCCCUUACGUGCGUUGUAGGCACUCGAUUUUGAUCGAGAAGCCCCGCAUUAAUUGCUGGUCCCGGCUGCUUUCCCAGUGAACCCUAAGGAAACUGCAAUACAUGGGUCGCCGUUGACCGCCGAGCUGCUUAAAGAUUCUUAUUUUAGUAUUUGUUUGUCAGUUUAUUCUCUUUCUUUAUAUUUUUUUUAUGGAGGGAAGUAGAAGAAGAUUCAGGGGAGCCGGUAGAGAUCGGUAUCUUUUUUGCAGAAUUGGGUGACAUUGGAUUUUUCUUUGUCCUUCUUCUUCCUUACAUGGAAGGUGAUGGAUCCGCUUUUUCCAAGCUUGUAAAAAGGGGAAAGCGUGGGGCAAGACUGCAUCUUGAAUCGGUUAUGGCAAGGCAGAUAGUAGGGCAGAGGAAAGAUUGUGGAGUAAAAUUCUUUGCAACCAAAGAUUUCAUCUUUGUCGGUCUUUUUUCUUCGUUUGGGUUGUGAUAAUUUAAGAAAAAGACCCAAAACACGACAAAGGCUGUUCUUCUCUCGACGCAAAGUGCACUAGUAAUGCAUUGGAAGUUGGGAGGUAAAGGAAACUAGAACUCGACAGCUCUCUGCUAGCACUGAGUGCUCUGUGUCAGAAACCAUGUGCUUGUUUGCAGUGUAGAUUUUUUGCUACUGCUGAGCUCUGGGGCUACUGUGAAAAGGGGAAAAACUAAAAGCGAUGCAUUGAUUGAUUUUUACACCGGUGGCAGGCCAACCGGCAAGGCGAAAGAUCUGUUUACGACCUUGAAUUUUUGGAUAAAGAGGACUGCUGUGGAACGAGAAGAACACAAACUUGGUUGCAGAGGGAUUCCACUACUCUUUCUUCUGAAGCAGAGGAUUGAAAUUUUGGACCUUUUCUGCAAGUGUUUGUUUCGGGAUGGAUUGGACCUUGAAGACACCUUUACAUUGGGACUGGGAAACCUUGACCCUGUUCAGCAAAAAAGAUGCUGAAAUUUCUAAAUCCGCACACCAGCCUGACUGGAAAUUUGCUGGUGGGCGUGGGAUUCACCAUGCAAAUGGAAAUGGGUCUGUAAAUUCGUCUGAUGCUGGUGCCUUCUCUGGUUCAGAAUUUGGUUAUGGUUCAUCUAGAAGCUCCAUCUCAGUAUCUGUUGGUUCUACAUCAAAGGACAUAAGCAGAACUCCACAGUUCAACUUUGACUCUGUGGAACAAUCUCCUGAGAACCUGAAGAAGAACAAAGAUUUAGCCAGGGUGGAAACUGGAAUUAUGCAUAGGGUAGUGGCCUCAGAUGGCCCUGAGAAACCUCUUAUUUGUCUGAAGCUUGGUAAGAGGACACACUUAAAAGAUGUUUCUGAAGGGAAUAACAAUAAGAACCCGUCUUCUUUGUCUUCUACGAAUUUAUCCACUGGUUUAAUUAAAAAACCAAAGGUGUCACAGCAGCACAUGCAGAACUCAUAUUGUCAAGUUGAAGGUUGCAAUGUUGACCUGACCUCAGCCAAAGAUUAUCAUAGGAAGCACAAAGUCUGCGAAAGCCAUUCAAAGUCUCCUGAGGUUAUUGUUUCUGGUCAGGAGCGCAGGUUCUGUCAACAGUGUAGCAGGUUUCAUGUUUUGUCCGAGUUUGAUCAAAAAAAGCGAAGCUGUCGAAGACGCUUAUCUGACCACAAUGCACGUCGACGCAAACCCCAUCCCGAGACAAUCCCAUUCACUUCUUCAAUGUUUCCUGCAUCAUAUUAUGGUGGUAGACAACAGACAAAUCUUAUUUUUGGUCAAGAUCCUUUUGGUCAAGUGAAAAACAUGGUUAGUUCCAAAUGGGAUGAUUCGGGUGGCUUCAAACUUAUUCCAACUAAAUUGUCUUGGGUAAAUUCUAGUGAACCAGGAAGUGUUGAUGCACAUUUGCAUUUACAAUACAAUGACAUAUCAAACAAAAUUUCCACCAGUGGCCAUGAUAUGGACAGGCUCUUGGCAUUUAGGGCCAUGACUGGCAAGGCCCCCAACAAAGGUCUGGGAGCACCUGUUGAUGCUUCUUACUCGGAUGGAGCAUCGGAUCUUCGGCGUGCUCUCUCUCUUCUGUCAGCUGAAUCCUGGGUUCCAUCUAAUCCGGAACCUGUUUCUGAUUUCCAGUUUACGAAUGCAAGAACUCUCGCAUCUCAUUCUGCUACCUAUCCGACCAACACAACAACCGGAAUUCAGCAACAAGAUGAGCUGCCCCCGGCCAAACCGUACCCACUUAACCUGCAAAGCAACGGCAGCCAAUUCCCAGAGUUUCAACUGCACAAGACUACCUUCUGAGACCCAUUUUUUUUGGCUCAACUCAUAUACACUAACAUGUCAUGUUAAUGGCCAUUUCAAGAAUAUGUUUCUUGAUUCUUGUAUUAGCUUUCUCUGAUGUGGGAAACCUCUUCCCCCCCUUGUGGGUCUGUGUGACUCCAUUUUGUUUCGGUCGUACUGUUUGAUUUUUGAUCAGUCCUCUGUCCUGGAAAUCUUUAAAUGACUGCCUCCAUCCUCUUCGCUGAUGUAAUGUUCAUUGGCACAGUGAACAAAAUUUUGCACUAUCUACAUGGAUAUAUGAAUCUCAUGAGUAA
Messenger RNA from Musa acuminata AAA Group (dessert banana), 2570 nucleotides. Its product is annotated as squamosa promoter-binding-like protein 12. Gene Ontology annotation, cellular component: nucleus. The record is from RefSeq and is a predicted model, not a curated record. Gene Ontology annotation, molecular function: DNA binding. The coding region runs from base 907 to 2277 and encodes 456 amino acids. Lineage: Eukaryota; Viridiplantae; Streptophyta; Magnoliopsida; Zingiberales; Musaceae. The transcript is spliced from 6 exons.